Fusarium odoratissimum NRRL 54006 is the source of this 156-nucleotide messenger RNA. RefSeq lists its product as uncharacterized. Bases 1 to 156 code for a protein of 51 amino acids. NCBI's taxonomy places the organism in Eukaryota, Fungi, Ascomycota, Sordariomycetes, Hypocreales, Nectriaceae. The transcript has 2 exons. The record is from RefSeq and is a predicted model, not a curated record.
AUGCCUGUUGCUACCCUGGUGUACUUUGCUCCUAUGAACCUUGCAGGUAUGAUUGGAGCUUGUAUAUCUGGUUCCAUCUGGAAUGAGUACCUCCACAAGAAGUCAAUGCACGACUUUCCCGACGAAGUCAAACCGCAGGCGACGGCCAUCUUCUAA